UAGUGGAGACAACGGAAAACGACGGAAGUGAGAGCGCAGCCAUAUUUCAGUCUUUUUAGGUUAGAUCUUGCAACUGCACGUUGUCGGAGUGGUAACCAUGCAGAUUUUCGUAAAAACCCUCACGGGUAAGACUAUUACCCUCGAGGUAGAAUCGUCGGAUACUAUAGAAAAUGUAAAAGCCAAGAUACAGGAUAAAGAGGGAAUUCCACCUGAUCAGCAGCGACUUAUCUUCGCUGGCAAGCAGCUGGAAGAUGGACGUACUCUUUCAGAUUAUAAUAUCCAAAAAGAAUCAACUCUCCAUCUUGUGCUUCGUCUUCGUGGAGGUGUGAUUGAACCUACACUCCGUAUACUUGCACAAAAAUACAAUUGUGACAAAAUGAUUUGUCGUAAAUGUUAUGCUCGUCUUCAUCCGAGAGCAACUAAUUGCCGCAAGAAGAAGUGUGGUCACACAAAUAACAUCCGACCAAAGAAGAAGCUGAAGUAGAUUAAACGUCUAAUUCCAUAUUUGUUAUACAAAUGGAAAUUAUAUCCCUUAUGUAACAUCAAUAAACUGUGAGUAAUAAACAAUA
This is a messenger RNA of Linepithema humile (Argentine ant), 569 nucleotides long. RefSeq names its product ribosomal protein L40 (gene RpL40). Lineage: Eukaryota; Metazoa; Arthropoda; Insecta; Hymenoptera; Formicidae. Gene Ontology annotation, molecular function: structural constituent of ribosome; protein tag activity; ubiquitin protein ligase binding. Gene Ontology annotation, biological process: modification-dependent protein catabolic process; translation; protein ubiquitination. The record is from RefSeq and is a predicted model, not a curated record. Gene Ontology annotation, cellular component: ribosome; cytoplasm; nucleus.